Aspergillus candidus is the source of this 1133-nucleotide messenger RNA. RefSeq lists its product as uncharacterized. The transcript is spliced from 2 exons. The record is from RefSeq and is a predicted model, not a curated record. Lineage: Eukaryota; Fungi; Ascomycota; Eurotiomycetes; Eurotiales; Aspergillaceae. Bases 261 to 1019 code for a protein of 252 amino acids.
GGGGGCUGGUAUAUAUUGUCUGUGGUCUGCGCUGACGACCUAGUCGCCGAUUCACCGUUGCUCUUUGUUUUCAACUGCAUACUACUCAGCUGGCUUCGAGUGGUUUGGACGUCUUUCCUUUGUCCUGACUCUCUUUUAUCGUUCAACAAAACUCCUACUCAGCAUAUUCAUCAUUGAAGAUACCCUUUGAAGGAUUCCUUCAUAUUUUAAAUUGAUACCUUCUAUAUCCGCGUAGACCGUGGAUCGACUCAGCAUCCGACAUGCGUCCUAUCUUAUACCUCACUUCGUGCCUGGUGGCCACCUCCCUGGCAGCGCCGACCUUCUUCGACGAUGCAUACAACUACUCCGACGAGAUGGCCGAGUUCCUCGGAAAAGUGAGCCAGCACAUCCACGGAGACGUCAAAGACCUUCUCCACAAAGCAACCACAUGUGAUCCAUCGAGCAUUGCCUUGCCAUCUCAUGCGUCAGGACUACCUCCUCCUGAUGACCAAAAGCCAGCCUACGUCGCUGUAGGCCGUGGCACACAGAACUAUACCUGCGCCGACUCCACCUCCAACUCCAAGCCCGAAGCCGUCGGCGCCGUCGCCCGCCUUUACAACGCCACCUGUAUCGCAGCCAACUACCCAGACGUGAUCCACACGCUACCCGGCCUGGCCUACAAGUUGACCUUGCCCCCGGGCGACGCCGACCCGCUGCCCCCCGCGAACAUCGACCUCCUGGGCUACCACUUCUUCGAGAGCAAGGUCCCUAUCUUUGACCUGGACACCACGGUCUCCAGGAAGUUUGGCGUCGCACGGACGAAGAAGGUCAGUGAUAUCGAUGCGCCGUCGGACGCGAUCCAGGGAGAAAACGGAGCGGUUGCGUGGCUCUACCUCGAGACGGUCGAUGGCACAAUCGGGGGUUACUCGGGCGUCUAUCGCGUGGACACUGUUGGGGGGUCCGCCCCUAAGACCUGUGAGGGGAUGGAGUCCUCGUUCACUGUGCAGUAUGCGGCGAACUACUAUCUUUAUAAAUCUUGAUGGGUUCGGUUGUUCCUUUGAUUCUUGGCUGGGAUGUCUUUCUUUUUCUUUUCUGUCAAUUUUGCAUAGUUUCGGUGUUAUAGGGAUGUUGUUUAGAAGCAUUGCACAGUUUAC